Hibiscus syriacus is the source of this 1115-nucleotide messenger RNA. RefSeq names its product GLABRA2 expression modulator-like. The coding region runs from base 48 to 968 and encodes 306 amino acids. The record is from RefSeq and is a predicted model, not a curated record. The transcript has 4 exons. Lineage: Eukaryota; Viridiplantae; Streptophyta; Magnoliopsida; Malvales; Malvaceae.
AAAAAGCAGCAGCAGCCACGCCCAAAUGCCUACAACGUUCUAAAAAGAUGGAGAAAACGGAAACCGAGCCAAAGUGCAGCUCACCGCAAUCUAUGGCUCAGGAACCGAAACCCGAAGCGGAGCCCAAAAACUCGGAUCCCGCGCUGGACGAGGAUGGCUUUGUUAUUGUUCCAACAACGGAGCCGGAGAAAGAUGAGGAGAAAGAGAUUCAGAAUCCGGUCCAAAGCGAACAAUCGUCGAACAAGACACAAUCGGGGUUGACGAAUUCGGUUCAUCGGAGCACCCAACCGGAUUGUGAACCGCCUGCUGCAGAUCAGGGUGCUGCUAACAUGACCGCUACUAGCGGAUACGAUCCUAAUGUGGUUCAAGCUCCUGCUAUGGAAUCUUCGGAGGUUUCCUUGAAAGAUAAGAUUGAAACGAUGAGGGAUGCCUUUUGGAGAUGGAAGAAGGCAGUAGGAGAAGCGUCAAAGAAAGCCGAGGAUCUUGCCAGGAACACGUGGCAACACUUAAAAACAAGCCCAAGUUUUGCUGAGGCAGCCAUGGGAAGAAUUGCUCAGGGAACAAAGGUUUUAGCAGAUGGUGGCUAUGAGAAGAUUUUUAGACAAACUUUCGAAACCGAUCCUGAAGAGAAACUUCAGGAUUCUUUUGCAUGUUACUUAUCCACAUCAGCUGGUCCUGUCAUGGGAGUUUUAUAUGUAUCUACAGAAAAGCUUGCAUAUUGCAGCGACAGCCCUCUUUCCUAUAAAAAUGGUACUCAGACUGAAUGGAGUUAUUAUAAGGUACUUAUCCCAUUACACCAACUAAAAGCAGUUAAUCCAUCAACAAGCAAGGUCAAUCCUUCCGAAAAGUACAUCCAAGUUACCACCAUUGAUGCCCAUGAAUUUUGGUUCAUGGGCUUCUUAGACUACCAGGGUGCUGUUCAAUGCCUACAGGAAAUUUUGCAACUCAAUAGUUUACAAUCCGUCUGAAUAAUGUUUAUCUGACAUAACCUUCCAUGUUUUGUCAUAAAAAAAAAGGAACGGUUAUAUUCUCUGCUGCUUGGGACCAUUUGAUAAUUUACAUGAUCCUUAGGAAGUUCUAUAUAUUUCUAUGGAAAAUCAACAUUAGGGGGUAAA